GUCGUGACAUACCGAUACAAAGAACGGAUGGUCUACGUCACACCCGCAGAUACAUACGAGCAAGCCCUGCAGUACGCGCGAGACGUCUUCCCGGACGACCUGCGACACGUCCUCGCACAACAAAUCACCUUCACAAUCAUCUCGAACACGCCGAAGGGCAAGCGGGCAGUGCAGAUUGCGCCGAUGGCGUGGAAGGCCGUCGUGGGCACGCUCGCAUGCUACGAGAUCAUCGACAUCCACGUGCACCCGGAG
Messenger RNA from Rhodofomes roseus, 252 nucleotides. RefSeq lists its product as uncharacterized. The record is from RefSeq and is a predicted model, not a curated record. The transcript has 2 exons. NCBI's taxonomy places the organism in Eukaryota, Fungi, Basidiomycota, Agaricomycetes, Polyporales, Fomitopsidaceae. The annotation marks the transcript as partial.